CAGCUGAUUGAUUGUUAUCUUCAAGCUGUCGAUCGGUGCUUUGAUAAACUGAGAGGUUGUAUUGUUAAUCCAUGGCCUCUGGCUGCUCUUGUCGCCUCCGCUGGCCGGAGAGGAAGGUCAGGUGGCUUCCCUCUUCCUCCGCCGUCGGCACGAACGUUGUCUUCUCGAUGCAACCUCAAGCGGCCGGACAGCAGUAAACCGUCUCGCCCAGAUCUAAAACUUGCGGAUGCCGGCAGCGCUGCUGCAGCUGCAGGAGCUGGCGCCGCCCGUCUGAGGGUUUUAUUACAUCACUGGGCAAUGUGUUUCAGUUCCGGUUCGUGCUAAAUAUUUGUUGGCGCUUCAGUGAUUUUCCGCAGACAACUUUCUUGGACAACUACCAUAUGCUGCCAUAGAAAGGGUUUUAUUACAUCAUUGGACAUUGUGUAGCAGUUCUGCUUUGUUCUUUCUGACAAGCUAAGUCACGAAUGGAUAUACAGAUGGAUCAUGAGGUCCUGGAGCAUAUACUUGAUGGAAGAGAGAAGCCGAAAAAUCUAUCACUCGCACUUUUGAAGGAUAUCACAGUAAAUUUCUCGGGUGAUCGAGAAAUCGGCCACGGUGGAUUUGCAACCGUUUAUAAGGGAGUGCUCCCAAAUGGGAACGUUGCAGUAAAGAGGAUAAAGAACAGCCAUUCAAUCAAUGAGACGUUGUUUUAUCGCGAAGUUGACAGCCUGUUGAACAUCGAACACGAAAAUGUUGUACGGUUUCUUGGCUUCUGUGCUAGCACAGACCAAAUAGCCAUACAAAGAGAAGGAUCAAAAGAAUUUAUUUACGCAGAGGUAAGAGAAAGACUACUCUGUUUUGAGUAUAUCAGCAAUGGAAGCCUGAAAAAUUAUAUUACCGAUGAAUUAAGGGGACUUGAAUGGAACACACGUUAUGAAAUAAUUAGAGGCAUUUGUGAAGGUUUGUACCAUCUGCACCGGGAAAAGCAAAUUUAUCAUAUGGAUAUGAAACCUGACAAUAUACUGCUAGAUAAUGAUAUGGUUCCGAAAAUCACUGAUUUUGGUUUAUCGAGACUAGAUGAAAAGUCACACACCAUGAGUGAAGAUCGCUUCGGAUCAGUAGGAUACUGUGCUCCAGAAUACCUACAGCAGGGAAAGAUGUCAUUCAAAUCAGACAUGUACAGUUUGGGUGUUAUAAUUAUUGAACUAGUGACAGGACAAAAGGCGAUCCCCAACAAUAAUAAUGUACUUAGGAGAUGGAGGCACAGGUGGAAGAAAACAGCGAAGGAAUCACCAUUGGUUUACCAACAAGUAGCAAAAUGCCUCGAAAUUGGAUUACUCUGCCAGGAAAUUGAGCCAUCCAAACGGCCUUAUAUAUGGGAUAUGAUACAUGUUAUAAGAGAAACUGAAGGUGCUAAUGGAGAAAUCAGCAAUUCCUAUGAACAUACAUUUGGACAGAUAAGCCCUUACUCGGAAGAUGAUAUGCUUGGAAUUGAGCCACUCCGACUACAUUUUUCGUUUGAGCUUAACAAACAGAUGUCAUGUGCACUUCAGCUAACCAAUGAGAUGGACUGUUACAUUGCCUUUGACGUUGAAAAUACGAGCCCGGUGUCAUACAACACACAGCCACAGAAAGGCAUUAUGCCUCCACGAUCCAAGUGUAAUGUCAAAAUAACAUUGCAACCGCAGGGCAAGGCCCCGAGAGAUCGUGCCAAUGAAUUUGUUGUAUGGAGCACCACAGUGAAUGGUGGCCUUACAAUUGAGGAUAUAACUAGAAACAUGUUCAUUAAAGAGGCAGACAACGUGGUUGAUGAGGUGAAUUUGGAUGUGGUUUUCGAUGGCGGUGAGCCACAAGAAGCAAGUAAGAAAACUAGUGAGCCACAAGAAGCAAGUAAGAAAACUAGCGAGACAAUCCCACCUUUAAUACAGAUCAUAGAUAAUGGUGAAGUUCAGACGAUCAAUUCUAUUGAUUAUAACAGGUCACUCAGAUGGCAGUGGAAGUGCGGCUGCUGCUUGCUGCUGCGGAAGUCUACGCGAGGCUGCUGCUUGCUGCUGCGGUAGUCUAUGUGAGGCUGCUGCUUGCUGCUGCCCCUAUGCUGCUUGUUGGUGCUGCGGCUGUGCUGUUGCUUACGGUCUUUCACAUUUUAGCCAUGCUGCUGCUGCUGCUUUCUGUUGCUUGUCCUGCCUGAUGUGUCGCUUGUCACGGAGUUAAUAUCAUCUACGAUACAUAAACUUGCACGA
Molecule: messenger RNA, 2219 nt
Organism: Triticum dicoccoides
Lineage: Eukaryota; Viridiplantae; Streptophyta; Magnoliopsida; Poales; Poaceae
Product: putative receptor-like protein kinase At4g00960
Exons: 12
Coding region: 465-2039 (524 amino acids)
Biological process (GO): protein phosphorylation
Molecular function (GO): ATP binding; protein kinase activity
Source: RefSeq, a predicted model, not a curated record